Messenger RNA from Thlaspi arvense, 1050 nucleotides. The record is from the annotation of a GenBank genome assembly. Lineage: Eukaryota; Viridiplantae; Streptophyta; Magnoliopsida; Brassicales; Brassicaceae.
UGCAAACCCCAAGAAGCUUUUACUCUCUCUUUCCUCAUUCUCUUUAUCGCCCAUCUUGCUCUUGAUGUUCAAAGAAAAACUGAUUUUAAAUCCUAUAUCCAAUUUGUUCUCUUUUCUAUAUAUUUUAAAUAAAAGCUAGCAAAAGUGGAUCCUCGAAUCUAUGGGAAGAUGCCCUUUGGAGGCGAUGAACCUGACGAAAAGGAAGAAGCCGAUGAGGAUGAGAGCCUAUUCCCGGUCUUCUCGGCUCGAUCUCAACACGACAUGCGUGUUAUGGUCUCGGCUUUGACUCAAGUAAUCGGGAACCAACAAAGCAGCUCUCAUGAUCAUCCUUCUGUAUAUAAUCCACAAGACCCUAAUGCUUCUACGCAUCAAGAUCAAGGGAACGUGGGGAGGAGGCAUUAUAGAGGGGUAAGGCAAAGGCCAUGGGGAAAAUGGGCAGCUGAAAUUCGAGAUCCGCAAAAGGCAGCACGUGUGUGGCUCGGGACAUUUGAAACCGCAGAAUCAGCGGCAUUAGCUUAUGAUGAAGCAGCUCUUAAGUUCAAAGGAAGCAAAGCCAAGCUCAAUUUCCCUGAGAGGGUUCAGCUUGGAAGUGAUAAUUAUGGUACCAAUAGUCAGCUAUCAAACUCUACUUACUACUCCUCCAAUCAAACCGAGCCGCAAAAUGUGCCAUACUAUAACCAGUAUAGUUAUCAAGAUGGGAGUAAUAAUGAUAUGUUGAGUUUUAGUUUGGGCGGUGGAUAUGGCAGCGGUAGUGGACUUUCAAUGUCUCAUGAUCAUAGUUUAUCAACUACUACUACUGCUGCAACAACUUCUUCGUCUUCUGGUGGCUCUUCUAGGCAACAAGAAGAUCAAGAUUAUGCCAGAUUUUGGCCUUCUUCCUCUCCUUACUCGGGUUUUUGAUAUGAUAUAUAUAUAAGAGAUUUAUGUUACUUGUGAUGAAGAGAUGAUUUGAUUCUUGAAUGUUUUGUCUUUUAUAUUUUGUUCGUUAAUGUUUCUUGAACGUGUAAGUUUCUUUCUUUUUUUCAAAAUUAAAUAUAAUUAGUUACACCA